Molecule: messenger RNA, 1466 nt
Organism: Papilio polytes (common Mormon)
Lineage: Eukaryota; Metazoa; Arthropoda; Insecta; Lepidoptera; Papilionidae
Product: S-adenosylmethionine mitochondrial carrier protein homolog
Exons: 5
Coding region: 204-1058 (284 amino acids)
Cellular component (GO): mitochondrial inner membrane
Molecular function (GO): S-adenosyl-L-methionine transmembrane transporter activity
Source: RefSeq, a predicted model, not a curated record
AUUGUAAUAUUUAUAAAAAAAAACUUACAUUUUAUGAAUAAAAAACCUGAAUUUUUAAUGUGUUACGGUGUUAGUGAUUGAUAAUAUGUAGUAAUUAUUCGUGUUUUUUAAUACCUAUUUAUUUAAUAACUUUAGUAUAUUAUGUAAGAGGUUAUAGGAAAAAGUUGAAGAUUUGUUUAAACAGAUAAAUAUAAUUUCUGAUCAUGACUGGUUCAUCGGAGGAAAAGCCGAAAACGGCGAACUUUUACGUCGCGUCGUUAGUAGGUGGUGCAUUAGCGGGUAUAUCAGUAGAUUUGACAUUAUAUCCUUUAGACACAUUGAAGACUCGCUUGCAGAGUGAGCAGGGCUUCCAGAAGGCAGGAGGCUUUAGAGGAGUGUAUAAAGGCUUAGCGACAGUAGCAGCUACAUCUAUGCCUACAACAGCUUUGUUCUUUGUGAGUUAUGAAGCAACUAAGAAUGUGCUCCAACCGUUAGUGUUGCCGCAGUAUGCACCUUUGGUUCAUAUGUUUGCUGCCAGUGUUGGUGAGUUGCUAGCAUGUGUUAUAAGAGUACCGACAGAAAUAGCAAAGCAAAGGAAACAAACUUACGUAGGUUUGAAGAAAAUAAGUGCUAUAUCCAUAUUAAUGAAAGCGUACAAAGCAGAUGGAUUCAGGAAUGGUCUGUACAGAGGUUUCUUUUCGACAGUAGCGAGAGAUAUUCCAUUCAGUCUGAUUGAGUUACCGAUUUGGGAGUUAUUGAAGACAAUGGUUAAGGAUCGGAAUAAUGGAGAAAUUACUGGAUUCCAGAGUGCUCUUUGCGGUUCGAUAGCGGGCGGUUUUACAGCCGCGGUGACAACACCUUUAGAUCUCGCAAAGACUCGUAUAAUGCUUGCCGAAGAUUACGCGGAGACCAGAAAGUUGCGGAUACGUCCGGUCCUGACCAGCAUUUACACUGAGUCCGGAUUCCGCGGUCUUUACGCGGGAUUUCUGCCUCGAAUGAUGGCGUUUACUUUAGGCGGUUUUGUUUAUUUUGGUGUUUAUGAUGAUUCUAAAAGAUUGGUUGAGAAUUUUUUGAGGUAGCGUAAAGUUUGUUUUAGGUUAUGUUUAAGUGCUUUUGUUUUUCGCAUUUAAGGUUAUGUAGAUGUAUAAUCUAUAGAUACUGGUUAAGUCAAGAGUGAGGAAAAAAAUUUGGAGGGCUUUUCUUAGGGUUUAGUGUUGUCAUUUUUAUUAAAAUCGUUUGGAAAUUGAUUUUCGAGUAAACGUCAAACUUGCUUGACACAUCUAUAGAUUAUAUAUCUAUGUAAGUACAGAUGAAUAUGUAAUAUUUGCUUGUGUUAAACAUUAAAUGAAAUUUUGCAUUUUUGUACAUAUUUACAUUGUGUAAUUUAUUAGGGAUUUUAUGUCAAAAUGCGUGAUACGGGUAAAUUAUUUUUAUAAUAAACUUUUAUGUCUUAAAGAACAAAAAAUAUAAUAAAUGGUUUUGUAUAU